Rotaria socialis is the source of this 1272-nucleotide messenger RNA. The record is from the annotation of a GenBank genome assembly. Lineage: Eukaryota; Metazoa; Rotifera; Eurotatoria; Philodinida; Philodinidae.
AUGUCAAUUAAUUUUUCUGUUCUUCCUGAUGUAACGCCAGAUGAAAAUGCGAUAACAAUAUUAAAUGUUCGAGCGUAUGUUAUUAAAUCAAACGAAACGGAAACAAAUACAGGUGGAUCUGCUGAUUAUCAUAGUCAAGUUGAUGGCCAUUGGAUAUUUGGAACUGAUAAAUGGCCAAUUGCUAAUCCAAUGUCAUUAUAUGAAAAAUAUAAAUCUCGUCGUUCAACUUGGGGUAUUGAUGCUAUUGGUUCAGUUAUUGUUGAAAUUGAAUUAACUAAUGGAAUAAAAGGUGUCGGAAUAUCUAUUGGAGGACAACCAGCUUGUUUUAUUAUUGAAAAUCAUUUUAGUCGAUUUCUUGAAGGGCAAGAUCCACUUAAUGUUGAAUAUUUGUGGGAUUUAAUGUGGCGUUCGUCAAUUAAUUAUGGUCGAAAAGGUUUAACUAUUCAAGCAAUAUCAGCAGUCGAUCUUGCACUUUGGGAUUGUGCAGGAAAAUUAAGAAAUGAGCCUGUUUAUAAAUUACUUGGUGGAAAAACUAAAAAUUCUUUACCUUGUUAUGCAACAUGUUAUGAUCCAUUAGCAGCAAAAAAAUUAGGUUUUAAAGGUGCUAAAUUUCCUUUACCAUACGGGCCAGCUGAUGGAGAUGCUGGUAUGAAAAGAAAUAUUCAAAGAAUUAAAGAAAUACGAGAAGCUGUUGGAGAUGAUUUUCCUUUAAUGAUUGAUUGUUACAUGUCAUUAACAGUAGGUUAUACAUUAGAAUUACUUGAACUUAUUAAACCAUACAAUAUAAAAUGGUUAGAAGAACAUUUACCACCAGAUCAAUAUGAUGGUUACGCUCAAGUUAAAAAACAAAAUCCUUCUAAAACCUUAUUAACAUGUGGUGAACAUGAAUAUACUCGAUGGGGAUUUAAAUUAUUAUUAGAUAAGAAUUGUGUUGAUCUUCUUCAACCUGAUGUAACUUGGUGUGGUGGAAUAACAGAAGCACGUCGUAUUGUUGCACUUGCAUCUGCUUAUGAUGUUUCAAUUAUUCCUCAUGGUUCAUCAAUUUAUUCGUAUCAUUUACAAUACGCAUUUCCAAAUUUGCCAAUGGGGGAAUUUAUUUUUCUUUCACCAAAUGGUGAUUCUAUUUCACCUUCGUUUGGACAAUUAUUUGAUGAUGAACCUUUGCCCAUAGAUGGAUGGAUUCAUUUAGAUCCGUAUAAGCCGGGAUUUGGUGUUACACUUAAUAGAAAAAAUCUUUAUCGACCUUAUCCAAGAGAUAAUCAAUCGAAAUAA